AUGGCGCAUAUUUUAAGUGGGUCUUUUCCAAUUUCAGGAUUGAAUUACCGGUUGUGAUUAGAGAACAAAAGUACACGCGCCACCGCUGUAAAAGUCGAUUCCUUUUUCCUCUAUAUUUGUAACCAACGCCUCAUUACUUCAAUUCCGCCCCCACAAAACCGGUACACAACUACGCCUUCGCCCCUUUCUCCUCUUCCCAUUUUCUCAUCUCCCUUCUUUUUUUCUCGAGAAGAAAAAAAUUUUGAGGAGGAAGAGUUGCAUUCAUCGAAACCCGAAUAGAGAUGAAGGGACUUUUCAAGCCGAAGCAACGACCGCCGGUGGAGCUCGUGCGGUACACGCGUGAGCUCCUCAUUUUCAUUGAGCGGAAUCCCGAGGCUCGUGAGCAAAAGCGGGAAGAGAAGAUAUCUGAGCUCACUAAGGCCAUCUCUCAGAUGAGAACGGUUCUUUAUGGAAAUGAUGUAGCAGAGCCAAAUCCAGAAGCUUGUGCUCAGUUGACACAGGAGUUCUUCAAGGACGAUACGUUUCGCCUUUUAAUAGCUUGCAUUCCGAGGCUGAACUCAGGGUCCCGACAAUGUGCAACUCAUGUCAUUGCCAAUCUGCAGCAACAGCAGGUUAAGUCGCGGAUAAUUGCCUCCGAAUUCUUCGAGAACAACAUGGAUAUUAUGGAUAUUUUGAUACCGGGUUACGAAGACAGUGACAUCGCUUUAACUUACGGCGCAAUUGCGAGAGAAUGCAUUCGUCACCAAUCUGUUGCUAGGUAUGUCCUGGAAUCAGAGCUUCUGAGGAAGUUUUUUGAAUACAUACAAAAUCCAAUAUUUUACAUAGCAUCAGAUGCUUCUGCAACUUUUAGAAAACUUUUGACAAGGCAUAAAUCUACUGUGGCUGGAUUUCUUUCUAAAAAUUACGAGUGGAUCUUUGAAGAAUACCACACGCAGUUCCUGGAAUCAACAAAUUACAUCACCAAACGGCACGCUGUGAAGUUGUUGGGCGAUAUACUUCUCGACAACUCCAACUCAGCUGUGAUGGUUCAGUACGUGAGCUCCUUGGAUAAUAUGAGGAUCGCGAUGAACCUUCUUAGGGAUCCAAACAAGACAAUCCAGAGGGAUGCCUUCGAUGUAUUCAAGCUAUUUGUUGCAAAUAAGAACAAGCCUCCAGAUAUCACGGGUGUACUUGUUGCAAAUAGAACCAAGCUUCUUCGAGUUCUCAGCGACCUUAAACUAGAGAAAGAGGAUGAAGGGUUCGAAGCAGAUAAAACUCAGGUCAUGAGAGAGAUCACCAUUCUUGAACCAAGCGAUCCCCCGUCCUCCGAAUCGUACAACUGUGAGGUCCAAUGUUGAUUUCAGUUUCAGAUACACCAUUUUUUUUUCUUUUGUUAUUGCACCUUAAAUUGAGCCAGAGGUAGAUAUCAAGUCAUGGUUUUCAUGGUUUUUGAUAUAAAAAGCAUGAGAGAUGUCUAUCAAGGGCAGAUGUACACAUAUCACCAGAGAAAAGAUGUAAAUUCUAACUUUGAUACAGAUUCUUUGUAUAAUUAUCCAUUUUGUGCAUGUUUUGUA
This is a messenger RNA of Momordica charantia (bitter melon), 1553 nucleotides long. Its product is annotated as putative MO25-like protein At5g47540. The record is from RefSeq and is a predicted model, not a curated record. Lineage: Eukaryota; Viridiplantae; Streptophyta; Magnoliopsida; Cucurbitales; Cucurbitaceae. Gene Ontology annotation, biological process: intracellular signal transduction. Gene Ontology annotation, molecular function: protein serine/threonine kinase activator activity.